Aspergillus calidoustus is the source of this 369-nucleotide messenger RNA. NCBI's taxonomy places the organism in Eukaryota, Fungi, Ascomycota, Eurotiomycetes, Eurotiales, Aspergillaceae. The record is from the annotation of a GenBank genome assembly.
AUGGUCAUUGCAUGGGAGCGGGCGCGCGCGCAGGCGGCGGAGCAGGCCACCAUCCAGGCGGACAAGGCGGCUGAUGCCAACCCAUGGCUGCGCAUGACUGGGUGGGCGAGGUAUUUAGACGGGGUACACCCGCAGGAUUUGCGCCAGCUAGUGGAGGCGCCCGCGGAGGUAGAGGUGGAGGAGGUAGAGGAGGAUCAUAUUAAGCAGGGCGUGCGGGUGAUUUGGGACACCAUGGACCAGCUAGCGCGGCGUAGCCAGCAGACAGUGCAGCAGUGCGGCGCGGGCAUCCGCGUGGAGGCGGCCCGUACGGAGGCCGGCCAGAUGUCAUACAAGCCAUUGCAGGCGUACAUGGACGAGGCGAGCAUUUAG